UUAAAAUUGGGACUUAACGUCUCGUCGGUUAAAACUCGCUCAACUCGUUUGACUGACAGUUUUCAGUUUAAUGUAAACGUCGGUUGUCUUCUUGUCAUGGCGAAAACAGUGUGUGCUGUUUUAAUACUGGUAGCAGUUUUUAUUCACGACUGUGACGGGGACCUGCGCUUUGCUUCCUACUAUGGAGACCACAUGGUGCUGCAGAAGUCUCCAGAGAGAGCUGUGCUGUGGGGCUACGGCCCCGAGGGUGCACAGGUGACCGUCUCCUUGUCAGGACCAGGGACACAGAAACUCUCACCGGUGACUGUGACGGAAGGUAUCUGGCGAGUCACCCUUGACGCUGUUGAAGCUGGUGGUCCCUACAUCGUGACAGCAGCCUGUCAGAGCAGCACAGCCAACCUGACGGAUGUACUGUUUGGAGAUAUUUGGCUGUGUGGAGGGCAGAGCAACAUGUUGUUUCCAACUUCUGAGGUUUUCAAUGCAUCAAAGGAGCUGGCUAUUGCAGCGAAGUAUCCUCAUGUGAGGACUUUCAUGGCAUCCUUGAUACAGAGUGAAACUGAGCAGACUGAUUUGAUUCAAGUGGAACUUCCCUGGUCUGUGCCACCAGAACAUGUGGCAGAGUUCUCUGCAGUGUGCUGGCUCUUUGGACGUUACUUGUACAAGAGGCUGCAGUACCCCAUAGGACUGGUGGAGUCCUGUUGGGGAGGCACACCUGUCGAAGCCUGGUCCUCUUCAAGAGCACUGCAGCAGUGUGGACAACUUGACAACCACGGUCCUAGAGGGAAUUCAGUCUUGUGGAAUGCGAUGAUCCACCCGCUGCUCAACAUGACCAUCAAAGGAGCCAUCUGGUACCAAGCUGAGGAAAAUACAUAUUAUCAUCAAGACAAGUACAACUGUUCGUUCCCUGCUAUGAUUGAUGACUGGAGGAUGGCGUUUCACCAGGGCUCAGGCGGGCAAACGGCUCACGACUUCCCCUUUGGAUUUGUCCAGCUGUCUACCAACGUUAAAAAAUCGACCAGUGACGGCAUUCCGAACAUCCGUUGGCACCAGACGGCAGACUUCGGCUUUGCCCCAAAUCCCCGGAUGCAGAAAACCUUCAUGGCUGUAGCUUUGGAUUUACCUGAUGAAAAGUCUCCCUAUACUCCGCUCCAUCCCCGAGACAAGCAGGAUGUAGCCUACAGACUGACAUUGGGAGCAAUGGCAGUGGCUUAUAAUGAGAAGGAUGUGGCCUUUCUUGGACCUUUCCCCAACCAAGUCCUGUCGACUCAAAAGUAUCUAAAGGUUCACUACGACCAGAAAGUCUCCGUCACUCCGUCUAAAGACAUCUUUGAGAUCUGCUGCUCCAACAUUCAUACUCCAUGUGGGCCUAAGUCUCGCUGGUUUCCAGCUCCCAUCAUGGAGUGGGGUCCGACCAGUGUCCAGUUAUCUGCCAGUGCGUGUCUGCUUACUGACGUAGUAACCGCUCUUCGAUAUGCAUGGAGAGACUGGCCCUGUGACUUUAAAGCAUGUCCGAUCUACAGUGCCAGUGGGAUUUUACCUGCGCCUCCUUUUAUUGUCAACCGUCCUCCAGAAGGAAUCCAGGAACUGUAAGAAGACAAAGUGAUGAAAAACAUGUGGCUUUUGCUUCUUUAGGUCAAAACUAGCUGGUUGCGUAGAUAUGUAACUAGUGUUUUAAUAAAGUUAAACAAGAGAAUUAAUGACACUGAAAGUAAUGACGACCUGACAACAUGACAGACAGUAGAUUGUUACUGAGACAAAGUUGAAUUUUGCCAAUAUUUGUAUUUUUUCAGAUGUAAAAAGGCACUGAAAGCAUUUUAUAGGGAAGAAUGUUUUUAUUAUUAUUGUCAGUUUGUUUUGAUUUCUUCUUGAUUGGUUUGACACUACACAAUACAUUUUGGAAAGUAAUAAAUAAAAUGUUUUAAGAGUGGUGCAGUGUCAGAUUAAUAGAGAUUAUUAGUCUGUCUGGUUGUUACGGCCAAUGCCGUCUGCUUUAUUUAUCUGUGGGGAUUAUUCUGUAGAUUCUCUGAAACACUGAAAGUGAUUAUUGAAGUUUAAAAGUGGCAGAUUGGUGUGUAUAUCAUUUUGUUUAUCCUGUAUACAAUCUAUGCCGUUACAACUACUGCUAAUAAUUGCUGGAC
Molecule: messenger RNA, 2138 nt
Organism: Cottoperca gobio
Lineage: Eukaryota; Metazoa; Chordata; Actinopteri; Perciformes; Bovichtidae
Product: sialate O-acetylesterase-like
Exons: 10
Coding region: 97-1590 (497 amino acids)
Biological process (GO): carbohydrate metabolic process
Molecular function (GO): sialate O-acetylesterase activity
Source: RefSeq, a predicted model, not a curated record